GGCAGUGGCGGCAAGCAGGUUGGCUGCUGCGCUGCGGCGGCGAGCGACAGCAAACUACGCUACGACGCCUACGACCAGUACGACCUGCGUUGUAUCUCAGUACGUUUAGUGCUGUUGCGGAGUGAGGUUAGGUGAUAUCGCGAUUUUAUGUGUCUCGCGCUACCGCGAUAUGGAUAUGGUCGCUUCUCGCGAAGCGUCGUGCGUUUCGUAUCGCAUCGAUUGUUUGAAUCUUGACGACGUUGGAAUUUCAAACGCGAAUUUUUGUAGAUUUGCGGCGUGAAAUUUAUCGUGCAUCGUAGUGCCUGUCUUUGAAAUUCGGUUCGUCGUGUUCCUGACGAGACGCUCAAGUAGGUACAACGAUCGAUGCUUGUGCAUCUUUAGUUAAUCAAUCAUAUCGUGCUUUUUGAAAAAUUAAUCGGUUUUUUUCCGACAUGUUGAUCGUGAUAAUUUUUAAAAAUUGGUGAUACUUAAUUGUCGAGAAAUUGGCUGUCAUUUUUUGUAAAAAUUGAUUGUGCCAAUUGUGUGUGUAUGUGUGUGUCUCGGAUUGAUGUAAAGUAUGUCAUUGUAAUUAAGAAACAAGUGAAAUUAGUUAAACUUAAAAUUUGUCAAGUGUCAAAAACUCGACUGUGCUCCAGAAUGCAAAACUUGGACAUUAAAAAUUUCAUAGCAGCUAUUUUACCUUAGAACUCCAACAGUUAACUAUCUGAUUUAGAAAUCUUUGGAAUCUGGAGCAUUCUGUGGUUGUGAAAUGAUAAUCAGCAAAUUAUUCCAAAAAUCAAGGAUCAAAAAUUUUAUGUAUGGAGAUUUUAACAUUUAAGGAUUAGAAAAGGAAGCGCUCUCUUUAAUUUUAUCCUUGAAAUUUAAAAACUCGGAAAAUCGAUUUGUUUAGUAGAGCAUUUAAUAAAAAAAGUGGAUGAUUCAUCAUCAACAUGUUGUCAUAAAAGGAGUUUGCUCUCGCAAGCGAAAGUGAAUGGAGAGAAGACUAUAGAGCAUCGAUUGAGAGUGAAACGUGUUCCUGCGAGAGUAGGAUCCUGCAUUUGUGGAGGAGACAACGAAUCGACUGGUCCAUAUUCAGAAUCCUACAGACGGCUACUACUUUUCCCUGCUGGCCGAGCGAGCAUUGGCGAUUGGCGGACAGAUUGAACUGUUCGUAGAUCAGACGAUCACGUUGAUCUCUCAGAAAGACAGAUAAGGUGAUCGAGAUCGAGGAGAGUGAUCUUUGAAGAAACGAUAAAACAUGUCGAGGCUGCUGAAAGGAGAGCCGACGGGCGGUUGUGUGAUUGGCUCGUGCGCAGAUCGAGGAUCGUAUUAGCCCAACUGGCAGUGACGCAUGUCGUAAGCCACGUGAGAGAGCGACGGAGGAACGACACGCUGGACGUCACGCAGGAUCGGGAUUCAUGAAGAGAGAGUGAGAGAGAGAGAGAGAGAGAGAGAGAGAGAGAAAGAGAGAAAAAGUAUCUCUUUGAGAUAGCUACGGUAGAAUUAUUCCCGAGAGAUAGAGAGAAACAGGCCAGGCGACGAGCCUCUUAUUGUCUAUCGAAAGUCAUAUGCCCAUACACGCGCGCAAAACGCGUACAGCUUGCGAAGAAAUCGAAAUGGUAGAGUUGUGUGGUAGCGGCCAAGCUUCUUCGGCCAUGGGAGUAAUGGGCAUCGGUGCAAUGGUGACCGCGGCGACGUCGUCAUCCUCUUCGUCGACUACCACGACUACAGGCGCCUCAUCCUCAGCAUCGGGACGUGCCGGCAUACUCGAAACUCAAGUGCGUGGUCAGUGGUAUCGCGUAUUCGUCUCUUUGGAAGACGAUUAUCUCAGCAUUUCGCUCGAUGAGAGUUGUGAGACCGGUAACAACGCUCUGAACAACGGUAACAUCAACAAUAACAAUGUAGACAGUUUGAACGAUCCGGAUGUGCCCGAUUCGGUAGCCAAUCAGAAGCGCAUUGUCCGUGUGGUUAAAAGUGACAACAAUGGCUUAGGAAUUUCGAUAAAGGGUGGCAAGGAGAACAAAAUGCCGAUCCUCAUCUCGAAGAUCUUUAAAGGCAUGGCGGCGGACGCUACUGAGCAACUUUACGUCGGCGACGCAAUUUUGGCGGUAAACGGCGAAGAUCUACGCGAAGCCACGCACGAUGAGGCAGUAAAGGCGCUUAAAAGAGCCGGCAAGAUCGUCGAACUGGAAGUGAAGUACCUGCGGGAAGUGACGCCGUACUUCAGGAAGGCUUCGAUCAUCCAGGAAGUGGGCUGGGAACUUCAGCGCGGUUUCCUGAGCGCGACGCCGCCGCCACCAAAGUCACCACCGCGGGCGGAUACUCGUUAUCUGCCAUUACAACUCUGCAGACUCACCAGAGCGCAUCCCUCUUCCGAUCCCGAAGGACGUAUCCUAGAACUACACUCGCCUGAUGGUGUCCACGAAUGCUGGUUGAGAGCCGCUGACAACACGGAAGCGAACGUCUGGUUCAAUGCUUUGCACUCGGCGUUGGCAGCCCUCACCUUGAAAGCAUUACGACUGGCCUCAGCACUUCCGGAUCCGCAGCAACUUCAGCACAUAGGCUGGUUGGCGAGGAGGCACUGUCUUCAGAACGGACGAGCCAGUAGUGAGAGCAGCGAAGACGGAGCCGGAAGUAGUGCAAGCACUUCGCGAGGAGCCGGGAGUGGAUUCGGUCUUGCCGCUGGAUGCACCGGCGGAUGGCGCAGUGUCUUUGGUGCAGUUUCAGGCCGGGAACUUAGAUUGUAUGAGUGUGCGCCUUGGAGUCCAGAAGCUUGGGCUUCGCCGAGCAUUACCUGCCCCCUUAUCGCAACACGACUGGUCUCCUCUCCAACGCGACAGAAUGAAGCAGCGAGUAGCAGUAGCGGUUCGACUCAACACGGGGCGACGUUCGCGGUUCGGGUUGGCACGAUGGACGGGGUAGUCACGCAUCAUUUACGAGCUGAAACACGAAGAGAUCUGGCGGCCUGGGCACGGGCGAUCGUUCAGGGAUGCCACGCGGCUGCUCAUUCCUUGCGGGAAUAUACCGUUCGUUGCACAUGGCAAAGUAAGGCCUGUCAGUUGGUUGUCAACCACGAAGAAGGUUUCGCGCUUUACUCCGCAGGAACGCGGGGCACUGCCGGGAACGGCGUAAGUCCUGGAUCACCACCCACGCCGCUCUGGAGAAGAUCCUUCGACAAAUUGAAAAUGUCCGCGGACGACGGCGCCCGUCUUCUGUGGCUCGAUUUUGGAGGCGAAGAUGGCGAAAUUGAGCUUGAUUUGGAGAGCUGUCCGAAACCAAUCGUGUUCGUCCUGCACAACUUCCUUUCGGCAAAGAUUCAUCGGCUCGGUCUGAGUGCAUAGGGGCACGAGGGGGCCCUUACAGAGGCCCCCGAUUUGCCUCCUCACACUACCAGGUCUGUUACCAGCGUCUUUCUUCAUUGAACUAGAAAAAGUCGCAGUGAGAAAGAAAAAAUUGAUUUUUUUUCUUCGAGGAUUCGAAGUAACAAAUAAUAGAACCUUGAUGAGCCAAGAAACAUCCUAAUGGAUAAGAAACGUAAGGACUAUCCUUGUCAAAGGUUUCGCAUCGCGUGCAGCACCCUAUUCCAAUUGCGAAGCUUUGGAAUGUGGAGAAAAGAGAGAUUUGAAGUAAAUAAAACAGAAUAAUAGUGUAACAGUUUAGGAAUGAGUGAGAAUAGAAUAAUGAAUUCGGACAGAAUAACAAUCCGAGGAUUCUAUAAAAUUAUGAAUUUGAAAUCGAGAUAAAACUUGACUACACUAAAUAUUUAAUUUUUCUUUUAAAUCUGAAAGUGAAAAAUGAAAGCAUUAAAUACCAGUUAUUUAACGUUUUAGAUACUGUAGUGUUUUAAAAUGUUAAAUUAUAAAAUUUGAGAAUUUUUAAAGGCAAUUUAAAAAAUUUCAAGAACUGAAGAAAAUUUUAG
Messenger RNA from Wasmannia auropunctata (little fire ant), 3898 nucleotides. RefSeq names its product beta-1-syntrophin (gene Syn1). Gene Ontology annotation, cellular component: intracellular anatomical structure; dystrophin-associated glycoprotein complex. Bases 1548 to 3320 code for a protein of 590 amino acids. Gene Ontology annotation, molecular function: protein binding; structural molecule activity. Lineage: Eukaryota; Metazoa; Arthropoda; Insecta; Hymenoptera; Formicidae. The record is from RefSeq and is a predicted model, not a curated record. The transcript is spliced from 9 exons.